Funneliformis mosseae is the source of this 1785-nucleotide messenger RNA. Lineage: Eukaryota; Fungi; Glomeromycota; Glomeromycetes; Glomerales; Glomeraceae. The record is from the annotation of a GenBank genome assembly.
AUGCCGAUGAUUGAACAAUUGAAAAACUUUAUUCGCCAUGGAAAACAGGCAAACAAACACGUAAUUCCGGAUAACAAUUAUGGUAAUAAUGACCGAUAUCCAAAGUCUCCUGUUGAGGUAGAAAAUUUUCGCGCCUACCCUGAAAUUAAAUCAAGGGUAGAUAAUUCUUCUGCAAUACAACAAAUCGUAGCUGAGGAACGAGAGCAAAGGAAUAAAUUGCCUACAUAUCCCGGUUUGGAACGUUAUCGUAUAUUAAAUAAAAUGGGAGACGGUGCAUUCAGUAACGUAUACAAAGCAAUUGAUACCCUAACUCAAGAGAAAGUGGCAAUAAAAGUAGUCAGAAAGCACGAGCUAAAUCAUUCACAGAGUGAACACGAUAAGAAAUUCACGGCAGUCUUGGCAAGAGCGCGCAAUGUACUCAAGGAGAAGCAUCUUCAUCGUGAUAUGAAAAAGAAGCAUCGUGCAAUUGAGAUGUUCGUAAAUGAACUUCAACCUGCUGAAUUUCUUGAAAGGAUUUUCGAAUAUGCAACUUACAUGAUUUUUAUACCCCUUAUAUUUACUUUAGCGGUCGAACAUCAUCAAAGAAGUCCAAAUAAUGCGCCAAUUGAAGCAUCCAUCGAUCUGAAACUUACCUAUUUCUCGGAAAAUUUAUCACGUCAUGUUAUUGUUCAAGUUGCCGAAGGAAUAAGAUAUUUGCAUGAAGAAAAAGGAGUUGUCCAUAGGGACAUCAAACCUGAAAAUCUUUUAUUCGAGCCCAUCACAUUUAUUCCUUCGAAAAAUCCAAAAGUUCCUGGCCCAAAUGACGAAUUUAAAGAGGAUGAGGGCGAAUUUAUUCCUGGAUUAGGUGGUGGCGGUAUUGGAAAGAUCAAAAUCGCCGAUUUCGGUUUAUCUAAAAUUGUUUGGGACGAGCAGACAAUGACUCCGUGUGGUACAGUUGGAUAUACUGCUCCCGAAAUUGUAAAAGAUGAAAGGUAUAGUAAAAGUGUUGAUAUGUGGGCGCUUGGUUGUGUCUUAUAUACAAUGCUGUGUGGUUUUCCGCCUUUCUACGAUGAAAGCAUUAAUGACUUGACCGACAAAGUUGUCAAAGGUCAAUAUACUUUCUUAAGUCCAUGGUGGGAUGAUAUCUCCGCUUCAUCCAAAGAUUUGAUAUCAAAUCUUCUUGCGGUUGAUCCUGAGAAACGUUAUACCAUAAAUCAAUUUUUCGAACAUCCGUGGAUUAAGGAUGAGCCAUUUCUUCCGAAAUCCAAUCUUGCACCAACUGACAAUAAGAAUAAAGCCGAAGUUAGGCAACGUUACACUAGCGUUGAUUCGCCUCUUAUAUAUGAAGAAAUGUUACAAACACCCGUUGAGAAUUUCAGACGUAAAGAUAUACUUUCACCCGGUAUUUCCCUUAAGGAAGCGCUUGAAGUUACUUAUGCCGUACAUCGUAUGGAAGAGGAGACUGCGAAAAAAAGAAAAAUGAAAAUGAGUGGACAUGGAGGAAAGAGCUUAGCUUUGAACCCAUUUAAAGGCAGAUUAACUUUGAAUGAUGAAGGUGACGACGACGGAGAAGAUACCUCAACGGCAUCUUCAUCGAUUCAUCAAGUGCCAAUAAGUGAAACAGCAACAAAUCAUGCUUCAAAUGAACCCAUUAAAAUGAAAACUGGUUCAAAAGUUACAUUCAUGCAAUCUACAUCAUCAUCCAAACGUAAGGAAAUACCUAGACGUAUGGCUUUUGAGUUAAGCUUAGAUGGUGCUACGCUACUGUGCAGACGAAAAAAAGCUUUAGGGACUGUUGAAGUUUGA